This is a messenger RNA of Pseudocercospora fijiensis CIRAD86, 1061 nucleotides long. RefSeq lists its product as uncharacterized. Lineage: Eukaryota; Fungi; Ascomycota; Dothideomycetes; Mycosphaerellales; Mycosphaerellaceae. The record is from RefSeq and is a predicted model, not a curated record. Bases 10 to 633 code for a protein of 207 amino acids. The transcript has a single exon.
CUGCUCCCCAUGCCAUGCCAGAACACCGGCCUGUGCACCCGACCGCCUACGCUGCCCCCAACACCAACCUGCAGCGCCCCCUUCAUCGUCAGGCGUUCGCUGGCAAAGGGAGAUCGCUGUGCUGUGCCGUCCAGAGCACUUCACCAGCUCGCCAAAGUCGUCAUCCGUCGUGCCCCCUGCACUUUCCACCCGUCGAUCCUCAUAGCUCCUUCUAGCGGAGAAGACGUCCAGAGUCCAUUGCUGCUCCCUGCUCCCUGGUCGACCUCGUCCACGCUGCCGCGAAUGGUGCUGCUCCCGCGCCGCGCCCGUCCAUUUAUAUUAACACCCACCAGCAUUCUCCCGCCACGCAGCGCUUUUCGCCUCGCCUCGCCUCGCCUCGCCUCGCACAAAGCACCUUCCUUUGCAUUGUUGUGCCUGCCCUGCGGAACAUUCUCAGCCGACGCCAACGCCAACGCCCACGCACACGCCCACGCCCACGCCGCGACCCCUCGUCGCCGCCGACCAGGGGCCCAUCCUUCUGCCUUCUGGUGCUCCUACACCAAAGCGAGCCUGCCUCCCGCUCUUUCCACCUUGACGCUGCCGGGUGGUUCAAUUUACGCCAGCGCUGGACACGGUCCCUUCCUUCUGCGUUGACGCCGCCGCCGCGCUUUAUCAUCCACACACCACUCAACGCCGUCUGCAUAUCAAUUCGCCCUACUGGCACAUCCUCCUUGGUGGCUGAUCUGCCUAGCAACCUCCAACGACCGCACAACAUCAUUCAGCACACGCAACGACAAUCGUGAAAGCGAGAACUUUCCUGAGCAACAGCGUCAACUUCUCCAGAGAGACAACGACCGUAGAAUCUGGUGUAACCGACGUCUCAAUGGCAGCAGUCAACAUGAUGGCAUACCCUCCUCGCGACGCUUUUCAGAACUACCCACCGCAUUACGCCAUGUAUCAACCCCGAGCGCCCACGCAACUUGAUCUGGGAAACACCGUCAAUGUCAAUCCAUAUGCUUACCCUGCUGUGGCACAACAACAGCCAUACCAACAUCAGCAGCCUCGCUCACCUCAAUCCGCGG